This is a messenger RNA of Gamsiella multidivaricata, 1124 nucleotides long. RefSeq names its product MED7 protein-domain-containing protein. Gene Ontology annotation, cellular component: mediator complex; core mediator complex. The transcript is spliced from 5 exons. Lineage: Eukaryota; Fungi; Mortierellomycota; Mortierellomycetes; Mortierellales; Mortierellaceae. Gene Ontology annotation, biological process: regulation of transcription by RNA polymerase II. The record is from RefSeq and is a predicted model, not a curated record. Gene Ontology annotation, molecular function: transcription coregulator activity. Bases 188 to 838 code for a protein of 216 amino acids.
AACCCACACGCAAGGAGGUUCUCAGUCGCGGUGAUGACUGCCUCUUUAUCAGAAAACAUCGAGCAGAUCGCAGGCGUCCUUUCUUUUCCAUCAACAUCAGGAACUUGCUUCGUCAUUUGCAUUUGCAACAAACACGCGACUUCACAUAAGACAUAGUCAGCAUAUAUAUUACGCAGAAUAAUCGACAAUGGAGGAAGCAAGUGCACAACAGCAAGGAGCGGCAUUCCCAGCACCACCCUAUUACUUUCAACGGUACACUCAGGAAAACAUCAAUCUUCUCGAAAAAGCGCGUGCUGAUCCCGAAAAUCCAGAAAUCGUAAAGAGCCUCGAGGCGCUUCCAUUUCCCAUCUUGGCCCUAGAACCACCACCACCGGUUAAAAAAGGCAUCUAUUGGUUAUUUGGACGACCAUGGCCGGUCGAGGACAGCUUGGCGACUUUGGAGGAACAAGGAAUUGAGCAGCUCUAUCCAAAAGGCUCCAUCGAUCGUGUAAAGGAACUCAAGAAACUGAACCAUUCUGCCGUCUUCAACUUUUUGGAGCUCGUUCAUACCCUCUCCACAUCGCCCAGCGAGUUUACUGUGAAAGUAGACCAGAUCCGAGUAAUUUUCAUCAACAUGCACCAUAUGCUCAAUGAAUACCGACCACAUCAAGCCAGAGAGACCCUUCGACUGAUGAUGGAGGAGCAAUUGAGCAGGAAAAAGAAGGAAACGGCCGCCUUAAAAAAGUAUGUUUCCUAUGAGCAUAACCUUUUCGAUUCUGCUCAAUGGACACAGAGUAAGGGCACUGACCAGGGAUACGAUAUUAACCCUCUGGAUUUUCUGUUUCUUUUCGUGCUCUAGAACAUGUGCCGAUUUGAGGAAAAGGCUAGCAGCGCUGAGAGAUUUGAAGCAGAAGCGACUUCCAGUUGCGGGCAUGGAUAUGGAUGUGGAGAUGGCACUGGCUUCAACAUCAACAUCAGCAAUGGAGUCGGAAGGAGUAACAACAGAAGGAUCGUCGAUAAAUGAUAUGAAACUAUCACGAAGACCGAGCAGCAGCGAAGAGAAAAGGAAGUCGUUGGCUGCAUUGGAUCCUAUAGCGGCCAGGAAUGUAGAGAAUAUGGCUCGAUUAAUGGAUCUAUGCGAUGAU